GGCGGUCUCUGCUCACCCCCAACCCUUGCCUAAUUAGGAAGACCCUGCUACAUCCUGCACUCCACUGGGCUCUUCUUCAGCUGCAAGCUUUUUAAAAUGGGGGGAACAAAACCCUAAAGCUCCCAGCACUGAUAGGCCAAGCCAGAGAGGACUCGGGAGGCAAAAAGAGCUGCUGGCAAGCGGUGGAGACUCUUUCUUGUCAAACUCUUACUCACUUCUUCCAUCUUUUUUUUUUCCUUGACUGUGAAUCUGCCUUUCUGCUGUUGCUAAGGAAAGUAAGCUAAAGAGGAACAGCGCGGCUUUCCUGUAGUUGCCAAGGUUGGCAGACGGAAGGCAUGGCGCGGGAAGCCAAAGACGAGGAAGGUGCCGUGGGCGCUGCGGACCCCGAGGACGACUCGCCUAACGCGAUUGUCUUCAGAAAGAUUGAAGACAUAAUUUACCGCCUACAGGAUGAGAAGACAGGAGGAGUUCCUAUCCGCACAGUGAAGAGUUUUCUCUCCAAGAUUCCCAGUGUAGUCACAGGUGCAGAGAUUAUUCAGUGGCUGAUGAAAAAUUUAAACAUUGAAGAUCCAGGUGAAGCAGUCCAUUUAGGUAGCCUCAUUGCAGCUCACGGCUAUCUCUUCCCAAUAUCUGACCACGUGCUGAUGCUGAAGGAUGAUGGAACUUUUUACCGCUUCCAGGCUCCCUAUUUUUGGGCUUCAAAUUGCUGGGAUCCUGAGAACACAGACUAUGCGAUCUAUCUCUGUAAGCGGACUAUGCAGAACAAAGCCAGGCUUGAACUUGCAGAUUAUGAAGCUGAAAAUCUUGCAAGACUCCAAAGGGCCUUUGCACGAAAAUGGGAAUUUAUCUUCAUGCAGGCAGAGGCGCAGGUCAAGAUUGACAGAAAGAAGGACAAAACAGAGAGAAAAAUCCUGGAUAGCCAAGAAAGAGCAUUCUGGGAUGUACAUCGGCCUGUUCCUGGAUGUGUAAAUACAACAGAAAUGGACAUCCGCAAGUGCCGAAGGAUGAAGAAUCCACAGAUGGUCAAGAAGUCAGUGUAUGGAGUGACAGAUGAAUCACAGUCUCACAGUCCAGUGCACACACCGGCCCAGCCCAUUCGGAAGACAACCAAAGACGAUGUUCGAAAACAGAUCACUUUCCUAAACAUCCAGCUUGACAGACACUGCAUGAAAAUGUCUAAGGUAGCAGAAAGUUUGAUGAGCUACACAGAACAGUUCCUAGAAUAUGACCCCUUUGUGACUGUACCCGAACCCUCCAAUCCAUGGAUUUCUGACGACACCACAUUCUGGGACCUGGAUUCCAGCAAGGAUCCAAGCCAGCAGCGAGUGAAGAGGUGGAGCUUUUCCUUCAAUGAAGUUCUUAUGGAUUCCAUGGGACGAGACCUCUUUCUCAAGUUCCUAGAGUCGGAGUUCAGUUCAGAAAACCUCAGGUUUUGGCUGGCUGUACAAGAUUUGAAGCAGCGUCCUUUGCAGGCUGUCCCAGAUCGAGUCUUAGAAAUCUGGCAAGAGUUUUUGGCUCCAGGUGCUCCCAGUUCUAUUAAUUUGGACUCUCAUACAUUUGAAAAAACAAGUCAAAAUGUAAAAGACCCAGGAAGAUAUACCUUUGAGGAUGCACAGGAGCACAUCUACAAGCUGAUGAAAAGUGAUAGCUAUACCCGCUUCCUGCGCUCAAAUGUCUACCAGGAUUUACUGCUGUUAAAAAAGAAGCCUGAGAAUGAACAGGGACGGCGUACAUCAUUAGAGAAGUUCACCCGCAGUGUGGGCAAAUCCUUGACAAGCAAGCGCUUGACAGGACUGAUGCAGUCAUCCUGAGAAAGCAGUCAUGCCACACGUCUACAGAGAGGUCCUGCCUAGAACGUUCCCCUUCAGAGAGAGUCCGUGUCAUCAAGCCAGGCCCGUGGAUGAGCUGAACUUGUGCAAGAGGACCAGUUUGCAUUGAAUCUGCCGGCCUCCCGUACAGACUUCAUAUGAUCCCUGGAGAAUGUUAAGGAACAGGGCCACAAACUAGAAGGUUUAUCCCAGGCGGCCCUUUCCACGCAAUACUAUUUUAGCUGCACGUAGCUGAAAUCCUAGCAAAAUAUCAUAGUGUUUAUAGUCCCAAAUAUACUUAAAAAUAAAAUUUAAAAAAGCAUGUGACUGGUAAAACUUGAAGUUGAACGGACACAAAUGCCCCUGUUGCUCUUAGGCAGUUUCAUAAUGCUUCCAAAUGGACUGCUUCUUAUAUACCUGCAGAGAAAACAAAUAAAAGGUGUGAGGUGAAGCACAGGGGCACACCGGUGUCGCUGGAGUUUUUCUAAAACAAACAUUUUAUACAGAUCUCGAGGACUGUUCUGAGCACUGCAGAAGAGUGUAGUGCAAUCAAAAAUAAAAAUAAAAAUACACACAACUG
Messenger RNA from Polypterus senegalus (gray bichir), 2388 nucleotides. RefSeq names its product regulator of G protein signaling 6 (gene rgs6). NCBI's taxonomy places the organism in Eukaryota, Metazoa, Chordata, Cladistia, Polypteriformes, Polypteridae. The record is from RefSeq and is a predicted model, not a curated record. The transcript has 18 exons. The coding region runs from base 336 to 1811 and encodes 491 amino acids. Gene Ontology annotation, biological process: intracellular signal transduction; regulation of G protein-coupled receptor signaling pathway; G protein-coupled receptor signaling pathway.